GUGAACGCCUGUCGACAUCAUGGCUGAAGGUGGCAACUGGGAAGGUGAUUCAGUGGCCUCUACAUCAAAGAAACAAAAAGGUGGGAAAUUAACUAAAGUGGGCAAGGUCCUCAAAAGACUUUGGCCAGGCACCUCAUCAAAGAACGAUGGUCAGAACACAGGAACAACGACAGAAAAGCAAAGUCGGAUUGAAAGCAGAACUUCAAUGGAAUGUGAACCCGCCGAAGAGGAAAGGGAACAAUGUCAGUCCCGAGAAAGAGGAAUAGGAGACGUGGUUCACGCCCCUGGAACUGAAUCAAGUGACGAAAUCCAUCAUGACCGAGAUUCAUCAAACAAGGAAUCAUCGAGUCCCCUCCAAGGAGCAGAGCAGCAGAAUAUGGUAACACCUAUCCACACCACGGCUGAAGUUGGAAACAGGACUGCGGCUCCAGUGACCUCAACAACAAGGAUGGACACAGAUCUAACUCUUACAUACUUUGAGCUCCUGACACAGUGGAGCGACUACCAAUUGUUCCAACUGACAAAAUUCUAUCGGGAGAGACUGAAACAAGCGAUUGAAGAAGGGGUUGAAAGUCUUGGCUCCAUGAUGAGACGACAGGGAUGUUUCAGUGGCCAAGAACUCAGGAGUGUCGCUGAGCUCGUGGCAAAGGGAAACCGCAGAGACAGUUCCAUACUCUUCCUCAGUCUGGUGAUGGAGAAGGGUAACCGUGCCCGGCGGGUGAUGUGGGAAUCCUUUGUGAAAAUGCAGAACGAAUUGCCGAAGCUGAACAAAAUACUGAAAGAAAUCCAGGAGCUCGGUCCUGAUCCACAAGAAUACAUGAACAUCAUCGGAGGUUUAACUGAAUUACCCUCUCAUAUGGAAGGUGAGUGUUGAAAUGUACAGUUCACACCAAUUACGUUAGAAUUGAU
This is a messenger RNA of Amblyraja radiata (thorny skate), 909 nucleotides long. RefSeq lists its product as uncharacterized. The record is from RefSeq and is a predicted model, not a curated record. Bases 20 to 874 code for a protein of 284 amino acids. Lineage: Eukaryota; Metazoa; Chordata; Chondrichthyes; Rajiformes; Rajidae. The transcript has 6 exons.